AUGGUGAAAUACCAAGGCCCUAUAUUAACCGCAUUAUUAAGUAGUGUAAUGGGAUGGAAUUUGAACAAAUUAUAUAACAAAAAUGAAUUGACCAAAUAUGGCCUAAAAAACAAUCACAAUAUACUUGUAAUACGACAAAUAAGUAUUCCAGAUAAAAACAUAAAUUCGAAAAGUAAUAACAACUUAAAUGGUUCACAUGAUUUGAAAGAAGAAGACAUAUUGAAAUUUAUCCAAAAUAUUAAUGAUGUUAACAAAAAAUAUCAAGGUUAUUGUGAAACUAGUAUUUUUAAAAACUCAACAUUUUCUGAUCUAGAUAAUGAUCAAAAUGAUGAAAGUUUCAAUAAAUACAUUGUUAUAGAUAAAUGGAAAACCCAAAUGAAUUUUGAGCAAUCUAAAAAAGAGUUUGAAAAAUUAUUUUCACAAAAAAAUGAUAUUUAUAAUAAAAAAUUGCAAGAUAUCUACUUCAAAUACGAAAUAUUUAACAAUAAUUAUGAAACUAUAUCUACACAAAAUAUUUUCAAAAAAUUUUUUAAUUUUAUUUUAGAGUAA
Messenger RNA from Plasmodium yoelii, 549 nucleotides. RefSeq names its product conserved Plasmodium protein, unknown function. Bases 1 to 549 code for a protein of 182 amino acids. Lineage: Eukaryota; Apicomplexa; Aconoidasida; Haemosporida; Plasmodiidae. The transcript has a single exon. The record is from RefSeq and is a predicted model, not a curated record.